Molecule: messenger RNA, 564 nt
Organism: Trichoderma asperellum CBS 433.97
Lineage: Eukaryota; Fungi; Ascomycota; Sordariomycetes; Hypocreales; Hypocreaceae
Source: RefSeq, a predicted model, not a curated record
AUGCAUCUACCGAUGCUCCAAACCACACGCUACCGAGUGCUACCACGGGAGACCUGCAUCGCUCAAGCCAGGACAAUAUCUGGAUGCGACCAGUUCGGCGACCAAGAGCCUGCCGGCGAGCGCCGGUGCCGGUGGCAAGGCGAAGCGGACCCGAAUACUCGGCUGUCCGCUACUAGCCAGCCAUCGAACAGCCCAUCGUACGAUUAUGAUGUGGCCAAGCAGAGCGGCGAAUAUGUUCUCUCAAUGCCCAAAAUCGGCCCAAGCGUGCUAAGAUCAGUGCAGCGACUUACACAGAAAAUUGCUAUAUUUGGCAACAUAUUGCUUGAUCACAAGGCCCAUUCUGUCAGCAGCAGACGAACUACUCACCAGCGCUAUGCUGCGGCUCACGUUUUUGUGCUGGCUCUGCUGAAGACGAGAAACAGGUUAAAGUGCCAAGCAAAGUGCCAAGGUGCCAUUACUCUACGCCGUGUCUGGAUACGGCGAUGCAUACAGGCCUAUGAUCUAAGCGCUGGUGGACAAAGUAUCAUCAGAAGCGACACGCAUCAUUGGAACGAUUUUAACUAA